Molecule: messenger RNA, 6265 nt
Organism: Sorex fumeus (smoky shrew)
Lineage: Eukaryota; Metazoa; Chordata; Mammalia; Eulipotyphla; Soricidae
Gene: CLASP1
Product: cytoplasmic linker associated protein 1
Exons: 41
Coding region: 385-5085 (1566 amino acids)
Biological process (GO): mitotic spindle assembly
Cellular component (GO): cytoplasmic microtubule; microtubule organizing center; spindle microtubule
Molecular function (GO): microtubule binding; kinetochore binding
Source: RefSeq, a predicted model, not a curated record
UUUUUUGAUCCCCGCACCGAGCGCUUAACCUCAUUGGGGUGGAGGAGAAGGCGGCGGCUGCCGGGUCCGCAGCGGUAGCUGUAGCGAAUUGUACGGCUAAUGGACUGCUGAAUUAUGAAGUAUUUCAGACCCACUAGUAGAACAUCACCCUGCCACGCGCUCCUUUAUCUCCUACUAGUUAUUUAAAUUGGACUUUUAAUAUCCUACCAGCUGCUCUUCAGACACACAUGGUGCAUUGUUGCCAUUCCCCGGAUUGCAUCUUUGAAACACAGACUCUUAGUAACCUUCAGCAAACAAAGAGGCAACCUCCCGGGUUUGCUGACUGGGAGGGUGUCACCCCGACUGCCCUCUAGCUCUCGGCUGGCUCUGGAUUUGAAUUUCACCAUGGAACCUCGCAUGGAGUCCUGCCUGGCACAGGUGUUGCAGAAGGAUGUGGGGAAGCGGCUGCAGGUCGGCCAGGAACUUAUAGACUAUUUCUCAGACAAACAGAAGUCUGCUGACCUUGAGCAUGACCAGACCAUGUUAGAUAAACUUGUGGAUGGACUUGCUACCUCUUGGGUGAACUCUAGCAAUUACAAGGUGGUUCUUCUGGGCAUGGACAUCCUGUCGGCACUGGUCACCCGGCUGCAGGAUCGGUUCAAGGCGCAGAUUGGCACAGUGCUGCCAAGUUUAAUAGACCGACUGGGGGAUGCUAAAGACUCCGUGAGGGAACAAGACCAAACUCUGCUGCUGAAGAUCAUGGAUCAAGCUGCUAAUCCCCAGUACGUGUGGGAUCGAAUGCUCGGAGGCUUUAAACACAAGAAUUUCCGGACUCGGGAAGGCACGUGUCUCUGUCUUGUCGCCACACUCAAUGCCUCUGGAGCACAUACUUUAACACUAAACAAGAUAGUGCCACAUAUAUGUAACUUACUUGGAGAUCCCAAUAGCCAGGUUCGGGACGCAGCAAUAAACAGCUUAGUGGAAAUUUACAGACAUGUAGGAGAACGUGUGAGGGCAGAUCUCAGUAAAAAAGGAUUACCACAGUCUCGGUUGAAUGUGAUUUUUACAAAAUUUGAUGAAGUCCAAAAAUCUGGGAAUAUGAUACAAUCUGCAAAUGAUAAAAAUUUUGAUGAUGAAGAUUCUGUAGAUGGUAACAGACCGUCCUCUGCUAGUUCUACAUCUUCCAAAGCUCCACCGAGCUCUCGGAGAAACGUUGGAAUGGGGACCACCCGCCGGCUUGGAUCUUCCUCUCUUGGCUCCAAGUCUUCCGCUGCAAAAGAAGGAGCUGGUGCUGUCGAUGAGGAGGACUUUAUUAAAGCGUUUGAUGAUGUACCUGUGGUGCAGAUUUAUUCCAGCCGAGACCUUGAGGAAUCCAUAAACAAGAUCAGGGAAAUACUGUCUGAUGACAAGCAUGAUUGGGAACAAAGAGUAAAUGCUCUAAAGAAGAUCAGAUCUUUACUUUUGGCUGGUGCUGCUGAAUACGAUAACUUCUUUCAACAUUUGCGUCUUCUGGAUGGAGCCUUCAAACUCUCUGCUAAGGACCUGCGCUCUCAGGUCGUGCGGGAGGCUUGUAUCACACUGGGGCAUCUGUCAUCUGUCCUGGGAAAUAAGUUUGACCAUGGAGCUGAAGCCAUUAUGCCAACUAUCUUUAAUUUAAUUCCAAACAGUGCCAAAAUCAUGGCCACAUCUGGUGUUGUAGCUGUUAGGUUAAUCAUUCGGCAUACACACAUCCCUCGGCUAAUACCUGUCAUAACAAGCAACUGUACCUCCAAGUCUGUUGCAGUGAGAAGGCGCUGUUUUGAAUUUUUAGAUUUACUUUUACAAGAAUGGCAGACACAUUCGCUGGAAAGACAUAUAUCAGUAUUAGCCGAAACAAUCAAGAAGGGAAUACAUGACGCUGAUUCGGAAGCCAGGAUAGAAGCCAGAAAGUGUUACUGGGGUUUCCACAGUCACUUCAGCAGAGAAGCGGAGCACUUAUACCACACUUUGGAAUCCUCCUACCAGAAAGCCUUGCAGUCCCAUUUGAAGAACUCUGAUAGUAUCGUGUCCCUGCCGCAGUCUGAUCGCUCAUCUUCUAGCUCCCAAGAGAGUUUGAACCGACCACUCUCUGCCAAAAGAAGCCCCACUGGAAGUACCACCUCGCGAGGUUCCACAGUCAGUACCAAAUCGGCGGCAACAACUGGGUCCCUCCAGCGGUCUAGAAGUGACAUCGAUGUGAACGCGGCAGCCAGUGCCAAAUCCAAGGUCUCUUCGGUUCCUGGCUCGACGCCUUUCAGCUCCGCUGCGGCCUUGCCUCCUGGCUCCUACGCAUCCUUAGAUGGUACUGCCACUAAAGCAGAGGGUCGGAUCCGCACAAGACGGCAGAGCUCCGGGAGUGCCACCAACGUUGCCUCCACGCCUGACAAUCGUGGCCGCAGCCGAGCGAAAGUGGUUUCACAGUCCCAGCCUGGCAGCCGAUCAAGUUCCCCAGGGAAACUACUGGGAAGUGGUUAUGGUGGCCUCUCUGGGAGCUCCUCAAGAGGCCCCCCUGUGACACCCUCUUCUGAAAAACGAAGCAAGAUUCCUCGGAGUCAGGGUUGCAGCCGAGAGACAAGUCCAAACCGAAUAGGAUUAGCACGGAGCAGCCGUAUCCCUCGACCCAGCAUGAGUCAGGGGUGCAGCCGCGAUACCAGCCGUGAGAGCAGCCGAGAUACGAGCCCUGCUCGGGGCUUUCCUCCGCUUGCCUCUCGACGUCAUUCCAGGUCCACUAGUGCUCUCUCCACUGCUGAAUCUGUGGGGCAGUCAGACCGGUUUGGACUUGGCCAGGCAGGCCGAAUACCAGGUUCCGUGAAUGCCAUGCGAGUUUUGAGCACAAGUACAGAUCUUGAAGCUGCAGUUGCAGAUGCCUUGCUGUUAGGAGACUCCAGGAGCAAGAAGAAGCCUGUGAGGAGGAGAUAUGAGCCAUAUGGGAUGUAUUCUGAUGACGAUGCCAACAGUGAUGCCUCGAGUGUUUGCUCUGAGCGCUCCUAUGGCUCCAGGAAUGGUGGCAUUCCCCAUUAUCUGCGGCAGACUGAGGACGUAGCGGAAGUUCUCAACCACUGUGCUAGUUCAAACUGGUCAGAAAGGAAAGAAGGGCUUCUAGGCCUGCAGAACUUACUGAAGAGCCAAAGAACGCUGAGUCGAGUAGAAUUGAAAAGAUUAUGUGAGAUCUUCACCCGAAUGUUUGCUGAUCCUCAUAGCAAGGUUUUCAGUAUGUUUUUGGAGACUCUCGUGGAUUUUAUAAUAAUUCAUAAAGAUGACUUGCAAGACUGGCUUUUUGUUCUUCUGACACAAUUGCUUAAGAAAAUGGGAGCAGAUUUACUUGGGUCUGUACAAGCAAAAGUUCAGAAGGCUCUCGAUGUCACAAGGGAUUCCUUUCCAUUUGAUCAACAAUUUAACAUUUUGAUGAGAUUUAUUGUGGAUCAAACACAAACUCCUAACCUCAAGGUCAAAGUCGCAAUCCUGAAGUACAUUGAGUCUCUGGCUAGGCAGAUGGAUCCCACAGAUUUUGUGAACUCCAGUGAGACAAGACUUGCUGUUUCUAGAAUUAUAACUUGGACAACAGAACCAAAGAGUUCAGACGUGAGAAAGGCAGCACAAAUUGUGCUGAUCUCUCUGUUUGAAUUGAAUACUCCGGAAUUUACCAUGUUACUUGGUGCCUUGCCAAAAACAUUCCAGGAUGGUGCCACUAAACUCCUUCAUAACCAUCUCAAGAAUUCUAGUAACACCAGUGUGAGUUCUCCGAGCAAUACAAUUGGCCGGACUCCCUCCCGACACACCAGCAGCAGGACCAGCCCCCUGACCUCACCAACCAACUGUUCCCACGGGGGCCUCUCUCCAAGUCGGUUAUGGGGUUGGAGUGCCGAUGGGUUAUCGAAGCACCCACCUCCCUUUUCUCAGCCUAACUCCAUUCCCACCGCUCCCUCCCACAAGACUCUCAGGCGCUCUUACUCUCCCAGCAUGCUGGAUUAUGACACAGAGAACUUGAACUCUGAAGAAAUUUAUAGUUCUUUGCGAGGAGUUACAGAAGCCAUUGAAAAGUUUAGUUUUCGAAGCCAAGAGGACCUGAAUGAGCCAAUUAAGCGGGAUGGCAAGAAGGACUGUGACAUUGUGUCCCGGGAUGGUGGCGUUGCCCCCCUUCCCCCCGAGGGCCGGGGCGGCAGUGAUGUGGUAGAAGGAGGCAGAACAGCUCUGGACAACAAGACCUCCCUCCUCAACACCCAGCCACCGCGCGCCUUCCCAGGGCCGCGAGCGCGGGAGUACAACCCCUACCCCUACUCCGACACCAUCAACACCUACGACAAGACAGCCCUGAAGGAGGCCGUGUUUGACGACGACAUGGACCAGCUGAGAGACGUGCCCAUUGACCAUUCUGACUUGGUGGCGGACCUCCUGAAAGAGCUGUCCAACCACAACGAGCGGGUGGAAGAGCGGAAGGGCGCCCUGCUGGAGCUGCUCAAGAUCACGAGGGAGGACAGCCUAGGCGUCUGGGAGGAGCACUUCAAGACCAUCCUGCUCCUGCUCUUGGAGACACUCGGAGACAAAGAUCAUUCCAUCCGAGCGCUGGCACUGAGAGUAUUACGGGAAAUUUUAAGGAACCAGCCAGCAAGAUUUAAGAACUAUGCUGAGCUGACCAUCAUGAAGACUCUGGAGGCCCACAAGGACUCGCAUAAAGAGGUGGUGCGUGCCGCCGAGGAGGCCGCGUCCACGCUGGCCAGCUCCAUCCACCCGGAGCAGUGCAUCAAAGUGCUGUGCCCCAUCAUUCAGACCGCCGACUACCCCAUCAACCUUGCCGCCAUCAAGAUGCAGACCAAAGUCGUCGAGAGGAUCGCCAAGGACUCCUUGCUACAGCUCCUCGCUGACAUCAUCCCGGGCUUGCUGCAGGGUUAUGACAACACCGAGAGCAGCGUGCGGAAGGCCAGCGUGUUUUGCUUAGUGGCGAUUUAUUCCGUAAUCGGAGAAGAGCUGAAACCUCACCUCGCGCAGCUCACCGGGAGCAAGAUGAAGCUACUGAACUUAUACAUAAAGAGGGCCCAGACCACGAACAGCAACAGCAGCAGCUCCUCGGAUGUCUCCACACACAGCUAAUGGCCUUGCCUGAGUCUCUCUCCGUAGCCCUAAGUAGAAGCAAUCAGUGGUGCCUGUCAGAGACCUUCCCACCCAUCCCCCAUCAUCGACUGCCUACCCACUCAAGGAGGCCCGCGAAUAUUUAUUACAAUCAGUAUUUUGGUCCCUUCCAGCUUUUGUGUAGGAUUUUUCUGGCAUUGAAUGUAUCCGAAGCAAGACCUGUGUGGCAGCCUUCAUACCGAACAGGAAGGAAAAAGAGAAGCCAAGAGCCAUACUCAGACUCCUCUUGUGCAGCCCGCUGAGGUCCUGAAACCCUGUACGUGUGUGUAUUGGGGGGGAAAUGUCCGGUUUCUAAACUGCUAAGCUCUAACCUGUACUUGGGAGGAACUCACAUGUUCUCUUUGGUUGGUGACACAUGGAACUGCAUGCAGUGCGUGCGUGCGUGCGUGCGUGCGUGUGUGUGUUUCUCUUACAUCGUAGCUGACUUUCUUCUUGAGUCAGGGCCUGUGUGUGGGCAGCACCCACCCCUCUCAUCCUGACACCAUGCAAAGGUGGGGUGAGUUUCCAGUUGCCUUUGAGGACCUCCGAACAUUGUGAACGAGCCUUGGCAAGAAAUGAAGAGAAGCCUGAAGGACAGCGUGGCCUUUUAGUAACAGGCAAAGGAAGUUCGCCCCCUGGGUUCAAGGCAAAAUUGGUUCUAGGACAGGUCCCUCUGUGGUCCCUUCCCAGGCCAGGCUCCUGGCCCCUCCCAGCCGCUCCUGAAGCUCUCUGCCUGCCCUUUGUUCAAGUCAAAUGGUGGAAGUUUAAAUCCAAACACAGAAAUCAAGGUGAACUUAUGAUAUCAGUGGGGCAUCUAUUAUGGCACUUCAUGAAGCAUGGAGGACUCAAGAGAACGCGUGUGUUUUGCUCCUGCGAUCUUGGGGAAAUUUCUGGUGGGGCCUGUGAAAAGACUGGCGACACCCAGAGAGUACCAUCUCUUUUCCCCAGCCUUUGUCUAAGUUGCUCGAUCCUGAAAUGUGCUCCGUUAAUCUGACAGAUCACAACUUUUCCAUCUCGGUUUGGAUGACUUCGUUUAUUUGAGGAUUAAAGUCAAAGUGACAGAGCAGAUUUUUUUUUAUGGCCUGAAGUAUUUCCUUGAUCUGCUGUUGAUCGGUCCUUGUUUAAGGAAAAAGUAAUCAUGAUGAGUAUCAAGUUGCAAAAA